AUGACCGUGGAGAUGACAGAUGAGGAAAAUAUAUGGGGCUCUGAUAAUGAGGCCAGUACCGGUCCUCAAGAGUCGCUAGAAGUGAAGAAACUUCAACAAAUACAUUCGAAAAGAGGGUAUUUAGAUGGUAUUUCGUCAGCGAAGGAGGAAAACUUGCAAGCUGGGUUUGACGAUACCUUCCCCUUGGGUGCUAAGUAUGGGUUUCAAAUAGGGGAAAUUGUGGGUAAAUUGAGGCUAUUUACCACGCUUUAUGGGAAUGCAGACCCUCAAGUUGCUGCAGACUUAAAGCAAGCUCAAGACGAACUACGGAUUAACAGGGUGUUGUCCGCUAGACACUUCGAUGAAGAAUUACAACCUUUAGAUUCAUUGAAGGUACUCCUAUCCAAAUGGCAAGCUCGGGUAUUGGAUUAUGAAGGUAAGUAUUCUUGA
This is a messenger RNA of Kluyveromyces lactis, 429 nucleotides long. It is a transcript of the gene YAE1, whose product is annotated as Yae1p. The coding region runs from base 1 to 429 and encodes 142 amino acids. Lineage: Eukaryota; Fungi; Ascomycota; Saccharomycetes; Saccharomycetales; Saccharomycetaceae. The transcript has a single exon. The record is from RefSeq and is a predicted model, not a curated record.